Messenger RNA from Dermacentor andersoni, 2253 nucleotides. Its product is annotated as alpha-tocopherol transfer protein-like. Gene Ontology annotation, molecular function: phosphatidylinositol bisphosphate binding. Lineage: Eukaryota; Metazoa; Arthropoda; Arachnida; Ixodida; Ixodidae. The record is from RefSeq and is a predicted model, not a curated record. Gene Ontology annotation, cellular component: membrane.
UUUCCGUUUACUGCAGUACCGUAAACAUCGUUGCUGCAUUCCGCUGCUCGCAUUAAGCCCGGCUUAGUGUGCAGUUUAUGCGAAGACUUCGUAUCCUGGACCGGUUAUAGGGACAUCAUAACACCGUAGUGUUGCUCGCAUAAGGCGUCUGUGCAGUGUCGUAGGUAGCAGUGCCUUGCAAGCCACGAUGGUGAAAGUGUCCAAGAUUCGAAAUCAACAACUGAAUGCCGCAGUCACUAAAACUAAAGCAGCGAUGGAUCUCGAAGAAGUGGCUAGGCACGAACUUGGUGAAACACCUGAAACCAAAGCAGACUCCUUGCUACGGCUACGCCAACUGUUAGCAGGGGAGCCAUCCUUGAAGAUUCCUUCGAGCGAUGACUUUCUCGUGAUGUUUCUGCGAGCCAGAAAAUACAGAGUAGAAGAGGCCUUCCAAAUGAUGAAACACUACUUCCGCAUGCGGCGAGAUGUGCCGGAGUUCUUUCAUGAACUUGUCCCUCAGAAAGUUCCCUUCAGAAAAAUUUGCCACGACCACAAACUCCUGAUGAUAUCGCCUGAACCAGGCGAGUAUGGGAGGAGCAUGGGAGUCUUCAAAAUAGGUGCUUGGAACCCUGACAUCUGCAGCCUUUUGGACUAUACCAGAGCAGGGCUUCUGUUGACGGGGAGCUGGCUCCUUGAAGAUGUUCCAUCAAUAUGUGGGGUCGAGUGCGUCAUGGACAUGAAGGGACUAAACAUCCGUCACAUGACGCAGCUCACACCAGCGUACCUGAUGAAAUUCGCUAAUAUUUUGCAGGACUGCUGGCCAGUACGGAUAAAGGCUGUCUACAUAACAAACCACCCUAAGAUCUUUGAAGUCCUCUUUGCAGCGAUCAAGCCGUUCCUGCGCAGCAAGCUGCUAAGCAGAGUCCACUUCAUUGGCGACGAAGCUUCUGAGUUUUGGAACCGCUUUCCUGACGACCUCGUACCAACGGAACUCGGCGGGAGGUGUGAGCACUUCGAUUAUGAUCGCCAAGAGAUGUUGGUGCACAGCAGAACCGGCUUCUUCGAAAGCUUGUGUGCCUGCGGAUACAAAAAGAACAAGGCCUGAUAAGAGAUUGAUAAUUUAGUGCCAGACAUUCAACGGAGCUGCAAUCAUUCCCAUAAAUAUCAGCCAACUAAACCGAAAGGUUGCAUGCUCUGGCUGAAAGUCUGUUCACAGAACACUGCGCCAGUGUGCGUUCGUCUCUUGCACCAGCUAAGAAGAUCGUAGAAUUACAUCCCGGACUUGCACCUUGACAACUGUAUGGCUGAUUCACACAUGGCUCCUCAAGACUUAUGUGUUUGGAGAAUUGCAUCCUUCUGAUGGUGUUAUCAUCAGUGAACCAGCACCACUGCUCCUUCCCAUCUCUUUCUCUCGAACCUCUUUCUUUUUUUUCUUUCUUUGUUUUUGUGUCAUCCCUAAUAAGUGAGGCGUGUAUCCAUGACUCAUGAGCAGAGCCUUGGUGUUUCGUCAAUAUACAUUGCAAAUGGCUAAUAUACAUUACCCGCGGUUUUCCAGCAUUCUUUACACAUGGUCGGAUGGAAGUCUUACAUAUAGCUUCAGACUAGCAAUUUAAAGCCAUUGAUUAAAUCAAUCAUUUGUUUGACUUGUGAAACUUACUUUUGGACACUAUCACUGAUUUCUGUGAGGUCAGCUUUCGCGCCCUUUGCGUUUUUUUUCGAACAUACAAAUUUGAAUGGGAGAAUUUAUAUUGAGGUAGAGCUAAUAAAUACACUCAGUUCAUUUAUCGACCAAAUCAUCGCGAUUUUAAAGGAAACCUGAACUUGCAAAUGCUCUGCUCUAACAGCUCGUUUCAUUUUCACUAGUGUUAUGGUUCACUGUGUACGGCGAUGAAGCGCCUGAGAAACGUCGUGCCUCAUCGUCACACUCUUCAAUGUUAAAAGGCUUGUCCGCCGGGUGUGUGCGACGGGAUUAUGCACCAGUGCAAAUCCUACUCUGCUUUGUCCAAUGUUCAGCCCCUCUACGCCAGGGAGUGCUUUUUCUCUGUAUUCCUCCGUGGGGGUUGAGCAGUGUGCUGACAGGGCCCUCUACCAGGAAGCAAGAGAGAAGGAGGUUGCCCGGAUGGUUUGGGGUAUAAGAAGACCAGCGCGAUCUCCACGAACACGUCGUCUCGACCCUUGCGUGCAGAAACACGCAGGCUGAACGUUGCUCUACUUUCUGUCUUAGAGCGCACCACUCACCCGUAACGAUGUAUUAAACUUCUGUUAUUGUUUUUA